This is a messenger RNA of Cyprinodon tularosa, 2143 nucleotides long. It is a transcript of the gene mppe1, whose product is annotated as metallophosphoesterase 1. The record is from RefSeq and is a predicted model, not a curated record. Gene Ontology annotation, biological process: endoplasmic reticulum to Golgi vesicle-mediated transport; GPI anchor biosynthetic process. Bases 313 to 1539 code for a protein of 408 amino acids. Gene Ontology annotation, cellular component: endoplasmic reticulum-Golgi intermediate compartment. Gene Ontology annotation, molecular function: phosphoric diester hydrolase activity. The transcript is spliced from 11 exons. Lineage: Eukaryota; Metazoa; Chordata; Actinopteri; Cyprinodontiformes; Cyprinodontidae.
UUGACAGUUGAAAGGCUGCCAAACAGAGGCUGACUGAUGCUGCCCGCUGCGGUCUCCCUCACUGAGCGGUGGCCCUACUCAACUUCCACUCACCUCCUUCUCUGUCUGGCUCCACCGAACCGCACCGAACCCUACAAAACCAGAUUUUUAUUUAGUUAUUUUUUUUAUAUACUGCUUGGUCUUUUUUAACCAGAGCAUCCUUCUUGGGCAUCCUAAAACAAGCGGGUCUGCGGGAGGAAAGCGUGGCUGAGCUGAAGAGAUGCCUCACGGGCGGCUCGGUUCAGGGCAUCCCGAGCACCGAUCCGCGGAGAAAUGCUGAAGCUCAGCGGCAGCUCGGUGGUCGCGGCGCUGCUUCUCUCGGUGGUCUGCGGCUCUUUUUUCUUCUGCGAGUAUCUCAUCUACUUCCCGACCAUCCUGAAGUGCGCCUGGCCGCAGCUGAGCCAUGCCCGGGGCGGGGAGGGCGCAGAGCCGGCGCUCCGCGCCAUGGUGCUGUCAGACACCCAUCUCCUCGGAGCUGUGGGGGGCCACUGGUUCGACAAGCUCAGGAGGGAAUGGCAGAUGGAGAGGGCUUUCCAGACCGCGCUUUGGCUCCUAAAGCCUGAAAUAGUCUUUAUUCUCGGGGAUAUCUUCGACGAAGGCAAGUGGAGCUCCCAGAAGCACUGGGAAGAUGACGUGCGCCGCUUCCACAGGAUGUUCAGACACUCCACUGACACAGAACUGGUCGUGCUGGUCGGCAAUCACGACAUUGGUUUCCAUUAUGAGAUGGACUGGUUCAAGCUGCAGCGCUUUGAAAAGGUCUUCAACGCCUCCUCCACCAGGAUUGUUACCAAAAAGGGAGUCAACUUCCUGCUGGUGAACAGCGUGGCCCUGCACGGUGACGGCUGUCCCAUCUGCCAGUCAGUGGAAAAAGACCUGAUCAAACUCUCCAAGGACCUCAACUGCUCGCUUCAGAAGUCGCAGUCUGACAGCAAAGAGACAGAGAAAUGUGAGGGCUCACAGACGUAUCCCCCCACCGCCCCCAUCAUGCUGCAGCAUUACCCUCUGUACAGAGUGAGUGACGCCAGCUGCACUGGGGAGGAUGCAGCACCGCCGGAGGAGCGACACCUGCUGUUCAGAGAGAAGUAUGACGUGCUGUCCAAAGAGGCUUCUCAGCGGCUUCUGCAGUGGUUUAAGCCCCGGCUCAUCCUGAGCGGACACACCCACAGCGGAUGUGAGGUUCUCCAUGACAACAAGUACCCAGAAAUCAGCGUGCCGUCUUUCAGCUGGAGGAACAGGAAUAACCCCAGCUUCAUCCUGGGUCGUCGUGCUGCUGGACGCUCUGCCCAGCUUUCCUGUCCCCGCAGAAGAAAAGCUUCCUCACAGCAUGAUGCUGCCACCACCAUGUUUUACGGCGUCGGUGUCCUCAAGCGGUUAUUCCCUCUCCAAAUGUUUCCUGCCGGAGGAGAGCACGGUGAUCGGGGUCUACUGCUCGGCCGGCGCCUGCCUGCUGCUGCUCAUCCUGGCUCACUGCCUGUGGAUGAAGGGGCUGCUGCAGCUUAGCCUCUGCCUGCUGGGGAAGCACAAGUCUCUGUAAACCACGUCACCCAGAGUGCAACUUGUCUGUUAGUGGAGCUGAUCUCUGACUGGGCUGUGGAUCUGUCCACACAUCCUCAGUUGGAUUGUUGCAGUGAACACAAAGCUGUAAAUAUAUUUAAAAUGUGUAAAUCAGUGCUGGCAUUGAUGAUGAAGGUGAUGAUGAUGUUAUUUGAAAUUGAGAUAUUUAUGGACAGGAUGUCUUGGUAAAAGCUGCUCCCUCUGCAUUGGGUUGUUGGGGUUAAAGGAGAGGUGUAAAUAUUUUGGUGGUGAGUUAAAGGUGCUUUCUGUGAAACAAGUCAUUUCUUAAACUUUGUUUUUUUUUUUUAUCUUUCCUCGAUGUCCAUCUGUCUCAGCUGCUCAUUGUUUUUCAAAUCUAUACCAAGUUAUAUUAUUUAAUUCACGACUCUUUGUGCCAAAUUGUUGACCGUUUACAAUGAGAUGUUCUUAAUAAAGAGUUUUCUGGUGAAAAAAAAUGUUCAACAAGCAACUGAACAAAAUAUAGUUCUUUCUGAUACAAAUCAACCUAAAAUAAACAACCAAUGAAUUAGUUGGAAAUGGUUCACCCAAA